This is a messenger RNA of Nomia melanderi (Alkali bee), 1947 nucleotides long. Its product is annotated as elongation factor Tu. Gene Ontology annotation, biological process: mitochondrial translational elongation. Gene Ontology annotation, molecular function: GTPase activity; translation elongation factor activity; GTP binding. Lineage: Eukaryota; Metazoa; Arthropoda; Insecta; Hymenoptera; Halictidae. Gene Ontology annotation, cellular component: mitochondrion. The record is from RefSeq and is a predicted model, not a curated record.
UUUCAUUUCGUAUGUUUGUACGUUGCACCGAUCUUCGUGACCCAGAAAAUUCAAGUCGAAGGAGAAAUCGACACAGGCGACUUUAACGGAAGAGAAUAUCUUUUCUUGAAUCAUUUACCUCGAGAUAUAUCAAUAAUAUGAAUAUAUAAAUGAAUAUGUAAAAAUAUGGAUAUUCGUUAUCGUCGAUUUUAUCGUUUAAAUGUGCCGCCAAUUUUGAAUCGCUGGCAACGGAAUUGUUGCCAACAUUCGUUGGAAAAGAAUAACAUAGGUACUUGAAAAAAUUUUGUAACUAUUGAUCAAUAUAAUUUAAUAAAUUAUCGAGGAUAUCGAUUCUGGCUCGGAGACCGAAAUCUCACGAAAUAAAUUAUCGCGAGCUUCGAGGAUCGUUGAAUACCGAAGUAUUAAAGAAAAAACAUGGCAUACAAUUGUGGAAAAAUAGUUUUUAGUCCAGUACUUGGGCGAACCGUGAAACAAGUAUUUUACAUCGAACGUUUUAUUAAGAAUCAAUUUUGCGAUAAGUUGUUGGUCACCUCGUUUGUACCGACCGUUACGACACAGAGGUUCUACGCAGAAAAACAAGUAUAUUCCAGAGCUAAACCACACUGUAACGUGGGUACAAUUGGUCAUGUCGAUCAUGGAAAAACAACGCUUACCGCAGCUAUCACCAAAAUUCUGUCCGAAAAACAAUUGGCACAAGAAAAGACUUACGCAGAAAUUGACAAUGCCCCGGAAGAAAAGGCUCGUGGUAUUACAAUUAAUGCAGCACAUUUAGAGUAUGAAACGCCAAACCGUCAUUAUGGACACACGGAUUGCCCAGGUCAUGCAGAUUAUAUUAAGAACAUGAUUACUGGUACAGCACAAAUGGACGGAGCAAUUCUUGUAGUUGCAGCUACAGAUGGUACCAUGCCGCAAACUAGAGAGCACUUGCUUCUUGCCAAACAAAUUGGCAUUGAACAUAUUGUCAUCUUUAUCAAUAAGGUCGAUGCAGCAGAUGAUGAAAUGGUCGAGUUAGUGGAGAUGGAAAUUCGAGAACUAUUAACCACAAUGGGAUACGAUGGGGACAACACACCCAUUAUUAAAGGUAGUGCACUUUGCGCGUUGGAAGGAAACAAAACAGACAUUGGAAAGGAUGCAGUAUUAAAAUUAAUGGAAGCUGUGGAUACUCAUAUUCCAACUCCUAUAAGAGAUCUGGAUAAACCAUUCUUAUUACCUAUAGAAAGUGUUUAUUCAAUCCCUGGUAGAGGAACGGUAGUAACGGGCCGAUUAGAGCGUGGCAAAGUAAAAAAAGGCACAGAAUGUGAGAUACUUGGUUUCAACAAAACUUUCAAAAGUAUCAUAACAGGAAUAGAAAUGUUUCAUAAAACACUGGAAGAGGCACAUGCUGGUGAUCAGAUGGGUGCUCUACUCAGAGGUGUGAAGAGGGAAGAUGUUAAAAGAGGUAUGAUAUUGUGCAAGCCAGGUACAAUGAAAGCUUAUGACCACUUACGGUGUCAGUUAUAUAUGCUAACCCCGGCGGAAGGAGGUCAUAAGAAGCCCCUCAGUGAUUUAAGUCAAUUUCAAAUGUUUUGUAAAACAUGGGAUGUUGCGACACAACUUAAUUUUGAAAACAAAGAUUUAGUUAUGCCCGGUGAAGACUUUACAUGCGUAUUAAAAUUAAUAAGGCCAAUGGUUCUCGAGAAAGGACAGCGAUUCACGUUACGAAUUGGAGGUAAAACCUUGGCAACUGGAGUGGUAGUGGACAUUUUGAAAUCACUUACCGACACAGAGCGAGCACACCUUCUGGAUGGUAAAAAGAAAAUCUUGAAACUAAAACAGGAAAGUUGAAUCGUCGCGUUUGAUGUGCACAAAAGUGGAUGUCAUGAUUGAGAUAAAUAAAUUCAUAUCUAUAUAUCUGUGACGCUGAUCAUCUAAUUUUUUUUAAAAAUAUUAAAAUGUUAAUUACACGUG